Messenger RNA from Strongylus vulgaris, 276 nucleotides. Lineage: Eukaryota; Metazoa; Nematoda; Chromadorea; Rhabditida; Strongylidae. The record is from the annotation of a GenBank genome assembly.
AUGUCGUUGACAGGAGGAACAUCGGCCGCAGCUGAUCAGAAAAUGUUCGGCCACCAAAUAAACAUCGAUGUGCAUCGUUUGAAUGAUGUGGGUGGGUGUGAUGGGGCCGAGAUCGAAGCGUUGAUAAACUUUUCCUCGACUGCUUCACCUUUAACAGAACAUUCUACGGCCACUAUCAGCGAAGACGAUCUUCCGACGUGGUCGUGCUGGCGCACGCAAUUAGCCGUGCAGCGCGAUAAGCAUCACAACGACAGAUUGAGACGUGCAGCGAUAUGA